This is a messenger RNA of Drosophila ficusphila, 1131 nucleotides long. Its product is annotated as phenoloxidase-activating factor 2. The record is from RefSeq and is a predicted model, not a curated record. The transcript has 2 exons. NCBI's taxonomy places the organism in Eukaryota, Metazoa, Arthropoda, Insecta, Diptera, Drosophilidae. Gene Ontology annotation, molecular function: serine-type endopeptidase activity. Bases 23 to 1090 code for a protein of 355 amino acids. Gene Ontology annotation, biological process: proteolysis.
UUCAGAAUCGGAAUCCGCGGAUAUGUGGCGCUAUUGGACCUUGGUCAUAUACUUUUCUGGAUCCCUAACCACUUCCUUGACGGCAUUCAAAAGCUGCGGAACGGAUAAGCAAUGUGUUCCAUACGAACAAUGCAACAAAGGCUUAAUGGUGGACGGAAAGUUCUAUCCGGAUCGAAGUAGAACCACUUUGGAUGAGCAGUGUCACUAUAUGGAGAAAUGCUGUAAUACACACGAUACACUCUUGACACCUGACUCCGCUAUGGGGUCCACCAACUGUUCGUGUGGAGGUCGCCAUGAUCUCUGGUAUUACCUUCGUCCCUUGGGCUACAAACAGAAGGAGGCCAAGUUCGGUGAGUUUCCCUGGUUGGUGGCGGUGUAUUCUGCAGAUGGCUAUCUGUGCAGUGGAGCCAUGAUCACUCCUCUGGCAGUGGUCACAACAGCCCAUUGUGUCCAGAAUGUGGAGGCGGGGAAACUCCGUCUGGUUGCCGGGGAAUGGGAUGCCGCCGUGGAACUGGAACCACAACCACAGCAGGAGAGAUUGGCGGUGGAGUCUGUGGUGCAUCCCAACUUCACCCAAAUGCCGCUGGCCAACAACUUGGCGAUUAUCCUGGUGGACAAGGACAAACCCUUUCAGAUGGCGCCCAAUGUGCAGCCCAUCUGCCUGCCACCUCCACAAAUGUCCUACAAUUACAGUCAGUGUUAUGUUUCCGGUUGGCAGAGAGGUGACUUUGGCGGAUCAGCAAUCCUUCCCAAGCGGUGGACCCUCUACGUCCUGCCGUCCGAUCAGUGCAGGACCAAGUUGAGAUUGUCCCUUUUGGGGAGGCGACACGCCCACAACGAUACUCUCUUGUGUGCCGGCGGAGACAAAGGUGAUUUCGUCUGCGGGGAUGUGGACAUGACGGGAGUGCCUUUGAUGUGUCCACUUUCCAGUCACGAUGAUCGGUUCAUCUUGGCAGGACUCUUGACCAGGACAGCUCGCUGCGAUGGUCCACAGCUGCUGGGGAUUUACACAAACGUCAAAGUCUACCGCCAGUGGAUCGAUCAGAAGCUCAGAGAACGCGAUCUUGAUAUUAGACAGUAUAUGGUGUAAAAAAAAAAAUAAAUAUAAAAGUUCAUGAGAACAGAAAGACA